AUGAUGGAGCUCAAGAAAGCUUCCGAUUCCGUCAAAUCAUGGGACACAACCUCCAUCUCUUUGGCAGCUGGCUGCGAUCUGUUCAUGCACUACGUAACAAGAACUUCAGCUCUGGAAUAUGAGGACUUUAAUUUGGCUAAGUCUCGCUUUCUUGAACGUUCAGAGAAAUGUGGGGAGAUAUCUUAUAAGGGAAGGCCAGACAGGACAGGAUUACGAUUGUCCAAUGAGCUAGCAAAGCUUGAUGUUCUUGUGAAGCUCUUAAUAGACUCUGCUGUGGCAUAUAAUAUGGAUGAAGUAGACAUGAUAUUUGUUGGGCGGAUGGAGUGGUGGAAAGCGGAGUUUGCUCGUCUCUAUCCAUUGGACCAAAAAGACAUGGUCCCUGCCUUGCGCCCAAUCGAUUUUGGGGUACCCAUCCCAUUGAAGGUCGAAGUUGAAACAUCAGCUCAGGAAUAUACACCUCCACAAUAUCUUACCCUACUCUUUACAGAUCUGGGCGUCCUAACACUAUCAGUAUUGUCACCUACAUAUCGACGUCACUCAUAUCGGACUGUUAGAGGACCUUUGAUGGAAGUUCUUGGUAUUGAAGUUGAUACCAGCCCUAGAAUCAUAGUUGCAAUCUGGCAUUAUAAGAUAUCACAUCAUCUAUCUCCAUCGCAACCCAUUCACUUGGACCACAAGAUCAAGCUUUCAGGGAGUAGUCCUGCUGGAACUGCAUGCUAUGAUAUCUUGGUGGAUGUGCCCUUCCCUAUACAGAAGGAAUUCAAUGCUUUGCUCGCUGACACAGAGAAAACCAUAGAGAUUGAUGCUUGUGAUGAAGACAUUUGCACUGCCAUAAGGAAGAUCCAUGAGCAUCGCAGGAGAUAG
Ilex paraguariensis (yerba mate) is the source of this 864-nucleotide messenger RNA. The record is from the annotation of a GenBank genome assembly. NCBI's taxonomy places the organism in Eukaryota, Viridiplantae, Streptophyta, Magnoliopsida, Aquifoliales, Aquifoliaceae.